This is a messenger RNA of Striga hermonthica, 1509 nucleotides long. The record is from the annotation of a GenBank genome assembly. NCBI's taxonomy places the organism in Eukaryota, Viridiplantae, Streptophyta, Magnoliopsida, Lamiales, Orobanchaceae.
AUGGUAAUUCUAUACGAAACCCUAAGCCCUCUCGGCGCCACCGAGGCGGCGCCGGCUUCCUCUCAAUCCAAGCCCUACAUCGUCCUCCGCAACCAGAUAUCCGUCGCCGGCGAUGGAGAGCCGUUGCCGGAAUCUGCCGCCCCAGAUUACUUCUCCCUCGAUGUGAAUGGAGCCGAGGACAGGGAGACCUCAGUUGUAGCAGCUCCUCCUCCGCCGCCUCAGUUGGCAGAAACUGCAGCUCCGGCGGUGGAGAGGACGGUAGAGGGCAGGUGGGCUCGCGCCAAUUAUCGCUUCAAAAGCCCAAUGAUGAGGCUUCAUAAAGAGAUACUUGAUUUUUGUGAUUUUCUAUCACCAACGCCGGAGGAGCAAGAAUCUAGGAAUGCUGCUGUAGAAUCUGUGUCUGGCGUUAUCAAAUAUUUAUGGCCUAGUGCUGAGGUGGAAGUUUUCGGAUCUUUUAAGACUGGGCUUUACAUUCCUUCUAGCGAUAUUGAUGUUGUCAUAUUGGGUUCAAAUGUUAGAAGUCCUCAGAUGGGUCUGCGUGCUCUUUCUAGGGCAUUAUCUCAAAGAGGAAUUGCAAAGCAGAUACAGGUCAUUGCAAAGGCACGGGUACCAAUUAUCAAAUUUGUGGAAAGGAAAAGUGGCGUGGCAUUUGAUAUAAGUUUUGAUGUUCAAAAUGGACCACAAGCUGCAGAGUAUAUUAAGGAUGCUGUAUCUAAAUGGCCACCACUAAGGCCGUUGUGUCUGAUUUUGAAGGUCUUCUUGCAGCAAAGAGAGUUGAAUGAGGUGUACACAGGUGGAAUCGGAUCCUAUGCGCUUCUCUCUAUGCUUAUAGCGAUGUUACGGACUCACCAUGAUCGUCAAGCUUCUCCCGAGCGUAACCUAGGAGUGUUACUGGUGAACUUUUUUGACAUGUAUGGGUGCAAGUUGAAUAUAGUUGAUGUUGGUGUAUCUUGCACUGGUGCAGGUGUUUUCUUCCCAAAAAGUAAUAAAGGGUUUUCAGUUGAAGGUCAGCCACCUCUUAUCGCCAUUGAGGACCCGCAGGCUCCAGACAGCGACAUUGGGAAGAACUCCUUCAACUAUAAUCAGGCGAGAUCAGCAUUUGCGGUGGCGUUCACCACUCUAACCAACCCAAAAGCCUUAGCCCGACUCGGCCCGAACAAGAGCAUCCUCAGCGCCAUCAUUAGGCUGGAUGCUGUGCUGCUUAAUCGAAAGGGCAGGCCCAGUGGAAAUCUGGUGCUCGGCAACUUGUUCUUGGGCACUUCAGAACCAUCUGACCAACUGCUCGUUGCCCAUCGCGGCAACCAACCACGUGGGAAUGGGCCCCUCGUAAAUGGUGUGGCAAAACUGUCGGGCAAGAAAAGGAAGGCUCGAAAGGAGAGGAAAUUUGUUAAGAAGGUGGCCAAGGCCCACGGGCCUGGCUUGAGUACGGCCAUUCAGGCAGUGGCCGGGAAUCUGGCGGUUAUGGCGGCAGCUUGUAGCAUUCCCGGUGACGGGGCUUUUAUGUCUUAA